Messenger RNA from Asparagus officinalis (garden asparagus), 411 nucleotides. RefSeq lists its product as uncharacterized. The record is from RefSeq and is a predicted model, not a curated record. NCBI's taxonomy places the organism in Eukaryota, Viridiplantae, Streptophyta, Magnoliopsida, Asparagales, Asparagaceae. Bases 1 to 411 code for a protein of 136 amino acids. The transcript is spliced from 3 exons.
AUGAAUGGGUUAUGUGAUCGCUAUAUGAAGCAAGCUCCAAAUGAAGUUCCUGCAGAGAUUGCAAACAACCCAAAUUAUUUUUCUUACUUCAAGGAUUGCAUUGGUAUGAUAGAUGGCACACACGUUGACGCGGUAUUACCCAGUAACCUAGUUGCCCAUUUUAGAGGGAGAAAAGAAGAUCCAAAUGAUGAUAUUUUAAAUGAAAAUAUAGACAUUGAUGAAGAUAAUGGGGAAGUGACAAAUGAAGAUGACUCAAGUGUGGUGGAUUAUACUCAAACUAGGACACAGAGAGAGGAUCGAGAUGAAAGAAAUGAAUGGAAGGAGCUACGAGAUCAAAUUGCUUGGGCGAUGUGGGUGGAUUAUUGUGCAAAGUAUAAUGGUAGUAACACAAUGAAAAGUGGUUUAGCUUAA